GUUGCCCGUGGCCUUUGCCAUGGAUGCUGUAACCCUGGACCUCCUGACACCCGCCAAGCAAUUUGGAGAAGGCUGUGGAUUUGACAGCUGUAAACCAGUGACGCAGGCUACUCUAAACGUCCACAUAGUUCCGCACACGCAUGGCGAACUCGGCUUCACGGGAGACUUCUACACCCACUACACUGGAGACUAUGGUGGAGACGAUAAAAAUAACGCCAACAUGAAAAGAAUCCUAGAUUACACCAUCACGGAGUUGUGGGCAGAUAGCGAGAGAAAAUUCACAUUUUCGGAUAUGGCGUAUUUUUUCUACUGGUGGAAACAACGAGACGGCACAGUCCAUCGCAUGGUGUAUGAGCUGAUCCGCCAGGGUCGGCUGCAAUUCGUCGGCGGAGGGUUCAGCAUGAGCGAUGAGGCCACUACCAGCUAUCACUCCGUUAUAGACAUGUUCACAUACUCCCUGGGAAAACUCAACUCCUCAUUUUUGGAGUGCGGCCGACCAAUUGUCACUUGGCAGUCGGACGUCUUUGGACACUCCAGGGAGUUCGCAUCUUUAAUGAGUCAGAUGGGGUUCGCCGCUCACUUCAUCAACCCCAUCAGCUAUGAUGAUGAAGUCAGCCGGAUGAUUUCUAAGUCUUUGGAGUUCGUGUGGAGGGGGAGCGAUGAUUUGGGCGCGUCCACAGAUAUCUUCACUCACAAAUUAUUUGAUGGCUACUGGUCACCCCCAGGGUUCUGUUUUGGGACCUUUUGCGACGACCCGCUCAUGGUCGACUCCGAUACUAUGUUUAAGAACAUUGAUUCUAGGGUUCAAGCGUUCAUAGAGUCGGUUCUACACCGCCAAGGGCCGUAUUACGACACGAAAAACAUCAUGGUCAUAAUGGGAACAAGAUUCGGGUACUUUGACGCUGAUGUUUGGUUCGCGAACAUAGAUAAACUGAUCCAUUAUGUGAACACCAAGAGUGCAGAAAAUGGAUUUCCAGUGAAAUUGUUAUAUUCCUCGCCAGCUUGUUACCUGAAAGCGGUGAGAGAAUCUAACCCAGAACUAGCUGUAAAACAGGACGACUUUCUGCCGUUCGCGUACGACCAAAAAUCAAUGGCUGUCGGCUUCUACACGGCCAGACCCACUCUGAAAUACCUCAUUAGACAAGGUCACGUUUUCUUACAGAUAGCAAAACAGAUGCAAGUCACGGCAAGGAUACUGGUGAAACACGAUUCAAACAUUGAGAAAUUCAAAUGGAUCAACAGUAUAAUGCAAGACCACAACAUAAUAUCCGGUAUAAUGACAGAAGCUAGCCGUCAUUACUACGUACACAAAAUGCAUAUGGCCCUCCAGGGCUCCACGCGAUUGGUCAUCGACGCCCUAAAUAAACUAAGAAAAAGUCCAACAGACACAAUGUAUCAUAGAUGUGCAUUUAACAUAUCUGCAUGUCAGAGAGAUGACGCCCAGCAGUACUAUAUCGUAAUUUACAACCCUUUGGGAUGGGGAGUAACUGUCAAAGUGAGAUUGCCUGUUCCCAACGAGGAGUUUUAUGUAUUCCAUCAUUCAGGUAAACGGGUGAAAGCAUCAAUAAUGAGGAUACCGGAGCCAGUAUUCAGGAUUAACAGGAAACGCACGAAAGUUCAACACGAGUUGGUCUUCAUAGCUGAGGAUAUACCAGCAUUGGGCUACCGUUCUUACUUCAUAAGGCUGAAAUCAUACGGCUGGAAACGGGACAGGAGAUCAAUAGUGAAAAAAGUUAAUAAAAUACGCAAAACGAGAAAGUAUCUAGUCAGGCAAGCGUACCAAACAAGCUCUACUGACGAAAGUCGCGAGGUGCCUUUCGAUUAUGACUAUUUUGAAGGGCCAACUACUCCUAAAACAAAAAUACUAUUCGGCAGCAUUGAAAGUGAUAAUGACAAACGUUCUGAUCGCACGAGCGAUGACGUCAUCACUCCAAGACCGAGAUAUCGUGGAGACGAUGAUGAGAAUGCAAAUAAGGAUGACGAUAAGUCCGAUUCUAAUGAUGUUCCUUUAAGAAAAAUUGGUGACAUGACGGUAGGUGAUGAUGAACUAGUAACAAGAAAGGUAAAAAUGUCAACGGAUAGGUUUCAAAGCAAUUUCAAUGAAAAUGAAGUAACAACGUCUGAAAACAUGACGAAUGUUACAGUUUUCGACGUCAGUGGAGAAAAAAUUAGUACCGCUGUUAACAAUGAUAAUGUAACCAGAGAUGGUUCUAAUAACAAUUUCACCAUCGAUAAAAACGAUGACAUUUCAGUAGAAAAUCAAGAUUUAAAUAAUAAUGUUUUGCUUGUCAAUACGGAUAUAGACGAUGUACAAGAAAUGAGGAAAAUCUAUGAAAAUAAUUUGGGUAGUGAUACUGAAAUUCAAGGUAUUGUUGAGAACGAAGUUACAAAUGAAGCAACAAAUGCGGAAUCAACAACAACAAGUGUAUUCAGCGAAGAAGAGACGAGACCAGUUUUAAGUAUAAAUGACUUCCAAAAUGACACUGAAUAUGUAACGUUAAAUGAAGUUGACGUUAAUAAAACAGCGAAAGUUGAGACUUUGGACACAACGAUUAAAUCGACCAUUGAAGAGACUUCAACCUGGGUUCCUGUGAAAAUAAAAAAUGAGAUAGAUGAAGCGCUGGAGACGAGCGGAGAAGAUAUUCGCCACAAAAUUGAAGAAACAAGAAAGAAUUUCAAGGGGAACGAUCUAGAAUUUAUCAAAAUGAUUAAUGAAUCUUUAAAAAAUUUGGACGCAACUACAGAAUCUAACACUAGCGACAUUGAGGCUAUACCUAAAGCAUAUGUAGAAGUAACAACUUUAACUAGUAACACUGAAACCACGUCUAAAGCUAUUGAAAGCACAACUUUAAAAAUACCUUUAGAAGAAAGUGGAUUAAAAGAUUCAGAUUUCAGUGAUAAACCUGGUUCAGAUAUUGAAGGAAAAGUUACAGUGAAUCAAAGUAGAAAGUUUAUUCCAAUAUUUGGAAGCGAUGAUGAGCAAAUGCGGAAUCAAAUGUUUGGUAAUGAUCACAAAAAUAUAAUCAAUAAAGAAGAAAUAUACCCAAAAGAAGAAUUAAUAGGUAGUGAAAAUGAAACAUUGAAAGAUACAAGGUUCGGCACAGAUGAUGAUUUGUUUAAACAUGAAAAAGUCAAUCAAGACGAAAAGUUUUUAGCAGAAAAAUUGAGGGAUCAGAAUGUUGAGAAUGUUGGCAAAUCUGACGCAGAUUCUCCGCCAGAAAUCACGGAACGGGAGCGAUAUAUUGAUAGUAUUUGGAAUGGUUACAAUUAUUUUACGCCGAACGAAACUUUUAUUAGGAACAGAUACAUCAAAAUAAGCAUGGACCACAAUCGCAAACUGACCAACUUAACGCUUUCAAAUGGCGUUAACAUAAGUUUCAACGCGGAAAUGUAUUUCUACGCUUCAGACGACCCCAAGAAGUUGGACAGAAAUGAGAGGCCGCCUGGUACAGCCAUGUUUAGGGCCAUGGACCCAAGGGCAGAACCGAUAAACGACGCAUUCAAAGUGUACGUGUAUAAAAAUAGGAUGGUCCAAGAGUUACAUUAUGAAUUCUCCAAUUACGCCUCGUUUGCCAUCAGGCUUUACAGGAGAGAUCCAGUUAUAGAAUUGGAGUGGUUGGUUGGACCUGUGCCUGUUGCUGAUGACAUUGGCAAAGAAAUUUUCAUCAGAUACACCACUGACUUGGUGAAUGACGGUGUUUUUUACACGGACUCCAACGGCCGGCAGACUGUCAAAAGAAUAAGAAAUAGACGACCCACGUACGAGCCAAUGAACCCAGAUUAUUUGGCGGGUAACAUAUACCCGGUAACCUCAAAAAUAUACAUAGAAGACGCAAUGAGGAAUAUAAGAUUCGCGGUUUUGAACGACCGCGCCCAGGGAGGCACUUCACUGGCUGACGGUGAAAUAGAUUUAUUUUUACACAGAAGAAUAUUAACUGACGACACACAUCGUGACAUUUUAACGUUAAACGAAACGGAAUACGGGGAGGGGAUCAGAGUUAGAGGGAAACACUAUAUUUACCUCACGAAUGCCGAUUACAAACCUAACAGAAUAUUCGAGAAGAAAUUGGCGAAAGAAAUCGAAUUGGCGCCACAGAUUUUCGUGACGCGCGCCGGUCCGUACGGCGCACACUCGAAAAACAUUUGGAAAUACCACAAAAACGAGUUUAGCGCGCUCAAAACUAAACUACCUAUUGGUGUUCACAUUUUGACAUUAGAAAAAUGGGGCCCGACUGGCGAGGAUUUAUUAUUACGCCUGGAAAACUAUUUGGAGAAGACCGAUGCGUUGAAAAAGGGUAACAAAAGAGUGUUUUUGCAAGAUAUGUUCGUAAAUUUGAAGCUAAACAGCGUGGCCGAGUUGACUUUGGGCGGGAAUAUGUGGUUGAAUUCAACUGAAAAGUUUCUUUGGAAUAAAAGAAACAAGUUCGUGAAGAAUUCCAAUAGAGCGUAUGGAAAUAACCCUGAAAUAGAUUAUGAUAAUGACGAUUUUAAUAUACCCAAUGUGGAGCUAGAUUUGAACUCGGGAAUUGUUUUGGUGCCUCAACAGAUAAGAACAUUUUACGUUAAAUACACUUACGUUGAGACGUAGGUGAAGUAAUGGCAACUCAGACUGAGCCAACUAUAUAAUAACUAGCUGUGCCCGCGACUUCGUCCGCGUCGAAUAGUUAUUUUGGGCAUUAUUGAAGCCCUCAAGGAUGAAUAAUUUUCCCCGUUUUUUUCCACAUUUUUCAUUAUUUCUUUGCUCUUUGCGGCGUGAUUUUAUAUAGCCUAAAGCCUUCUUCGAUAAAUGGUCUAUUCAACGCAAAAAUAAUUUUUCAAUUCAAACCAGUAGUUCCUGAGAUAAGCAAGUUCAAACCAACAAACUCUUCAGCUUUAUAAUAUUAGUAUAGAUAUCUGUGGACUGAGCUAGCUUGAAUCAGAGGGUAAAGCGAUAAGCAAAUAACGAUACCGUUUCCGAAAGUUGUUUGUUCGUACUUCCUUGGAACUGAAUGAAAUAGGAUUUUAUUUUUAAAAACGAAACAACGUAAAUAAAAUUUGUAUUCAUUUAGUUACCUAUGGACAUAACGAUUAUAAAUAUCGAGAAACUAAAAUGAAAAACAUGUAUUGGA
This is a messenger RNA of Amyelois transitella, 5108 nucleotides long. Its product is annotated as lysosomal alpha-mannosidase. Gene Ontology annotation, cellular component: lysosome. The transcript is spliced from 21 exons. The coding region runs from base 20 to 4588 and encodes 1522 amino acids. Gene Ontology annotation, molecular function: carbohydrate binding; alpha-mannosidase activity. The record is from RefSeq and is a predicted model, not a curated record. NCBI's taxonomy places the organism in Eukaryota, Metazoa, Arthropoda, Insecta, Lepidoptera, Pyralidae. Gene Ontology annotation, biological process: mannose metabolic process.